Gekko japonicus is the source of this 1698-nucleotide messenger RNA. It is a transcript of the gene NME8, whose product is annotated as NME/NM23 family member 8. Bases 1 to 1698 code for a protein of 565 amino acids. The record is from RefSeq and is a predicted model, not a curated record. NCBI's taxonomy places the organism in Eukaryota, Metazoa, Chordata, Lepidosauria, Squamata, Gekkonidae. The transcript has 15 exons.
AUGGCAGGCAAGAAAAAAGAAAUUCAGCUGCAGGCGAUGGUACUCAAUCAAACUCAGUGGGACGAAAUGUUGUUGGUUAAAGGUCUAACAGUCGUGGAUGUUUAUCAGGCUUGGUGUGGGCCUUGCAAAGCGGUGGUGAACCUGUUCAGACGACUAAAAAAUGAAAAUGGUGAAGAUGACUUUCUACAUUUUGCUGUGGCGGAGGCUGACAGCAUUUUGACUCUAGCUGCAUUUAGAGACAAAUGUGAACCAGCUUUUCUCUUCUGUGUGGAUGGCAAAAUCAUAGAUAUAGUCAGAGGUGCCAACGGACCUCUCUUGAAUAAAAAAGUAGUGGCACUAAUAGAACAAGAGAGGAAAAUUGUAGCAGGAGAAAUGACACGGCCGGAGGUGCAAGAGCUUAUAUUUUUGGAAGAGAAAGAAUCAGAGGAAGAAGCAGAGGAAGAAGGCGCUGCAGAGGAAGAAAAAUACAACGUUGUCAUUAUAAAACCUGACGCCGUCGCUGAAGGAAAAGUUGAAGAAAUCAUACAGACGAUUAUACAAGCAGGCUUUAUCGUUGUCGCCCAUGAUGAGAGGCUUUUAGACGAAGAGCAAGUGAGGGAUUUUUACAGAAACAAAUCGGAGGAGCCUGAAUUUGAAGACUUCGUUGUGUUUAUGAUGUCUGGACCAAGUCACAUCCUGAUAGUUGCAGAAGGUAAAGAAGCACCUGAGGUUAUUUUGCAUGAUGUCUUGGAAAAUCAGGAUAUGUUAAAUUUAUGUGAUAUUAACGAUAGCUUGGAAGAGGCAAGCAGGCAGCUGGCCUUCUUCUUUCCGGAUUUUUCGAGAAAGAAGAAAAGCGCUGGCCCUGCGGUCGAGAGAACGUUGGCCUUGAUUCGACCCGCGCUCUUAAGAGAAAGAAGAGAAUCUAUUCUCAGGAGGAUCGAGGAUGACGGCUUCACGAUAGCGAUGCAAAAGGAAAUCGUUCUGACGGAAGAGCAAGCGCGCCUGUUUUACAAGGAGCACGAGAAUGAAGAUUUUUUCCCAAUGCUCCUAAAAGAAAUGACCAGCGGACCAACUCUUGCACUUGGUUUGGUGAGAGAAAAUGCAGUAGAAGAAUGGAGAGGUUUGCUGGGUCCAAAGGUUCUUGAGGAAGCCAAGGAGAAAUGUCCAAACAGUUUGCGUGCCGAGUUCGCCAUUGACAGCGCGCCCAUCAAUCAGCUGCACGGCAGCUCCUCUGCCGAACAAGCGCAAAAGGAGUUAGAGUUCUUCUUCCCAGUGGAGCACACUUUUGCUGUCAUUAAACCCUCUGCUCUUGAAGUGCACAAAGAUGAAAUUAUAGGUCAGGUAAAAGAAGCUGGAUUUAUCAUAUCUGAAAUGCAAGAAACAUGCAUCACUCCUGAAAUGGCAGCACAGUUUUAUAAAGCUCAUGAAGGGCAGCCCUUUUAUCAGCAUCUUGUGGACUACAUGAGCAAAGGCCCGUCCAUGGUGAUGAUUCUAACCAAAGAAAACGCUGUGGAGGACUGGCGGAAGUUAAUGGGGCCAACAGAUCCAGAACGAGCCAAACAGAUCGAUCCCAAUUCAUUACGUGCUCGAUUUGCUAAAGAUAUUUUGAGCAAUGCCGUUCAUGGAUCAUCCAAUCCAGACCACGCAUUAAAAAGCAUUGAGUUUGUCUUUGGAGAUAUUGAUCUGGAGAGCCUCAAGAACAAAUACGUAUAUGUGUAA